Cucurbitaria berberidis CBS 394.84 is the source of this 681-nucleotide messenger RNA. Its product is annotated as cytidine/deoxycytidylate deaminase family protein. Gene Ontology annotation, molecular function: catalytic activity. Bases 1 to 681 code for a protein of 226 amino acids. The transcript has a single exon. The record is from RefSeq and is a predicted model, not a curated record. Lineage: Eukaryota; Fungi; Ascomycota; Dothideomycetes; Pleosporales; Cucurbitariaceae.
AUGUCCGCUCCCGUCGACACACCACCGCCAUCUAAAACCCACCUCCUCUCCACCCUCCUCUCCACCAUCGAAGAGCGCAUCAUCCCGCUGACCCAGCAAGGCGUCUCAUCAGGCUCCAAGCUCUUCGGCGCAGCAAUCCUAUCCCGCACCACGCUGCACCCCUACACAACCGCGACAAACAACGAGCGCAUCUCCCCCCUCCUCCACGGCGAAAUAAACUGCAUCCAGCAAUUCUUCACCGCCGACUUUCCCGACCCCACCACGCGGCCCGACCCUGCGCGAGACUGCAUCUUCCUCGCAACACACGAGCCGUGCAGCUUGUGUCUGAGCGGCAUCGCGUGGUCGGGAUUCAGCGAGGUCUACUUCCUCUUCUCGUACGAGGAGAGCCGGGACUUGUUCGCUAUUCCGCACGAUAUUGAGAUUUUGAGGGAGGUUUUCACGGUCCGGAGUGGGCUGGGGGAGGGUCAGGGUGGGCGCGCGCCGCUGUAUAAUAGACGUAACAAGUUUUUCCACGCGAGGUCUUUGGAUGAUGUUGCUGGUGCGAUGGAGGAGGGGGAUGAUGAUGAGAGACGGAAAUGGGUGGUGGAGAUUGACAGGGUUAAGGGUCUUUAUGGUGCUUUGAGUGACGUGUAUCAGCAGGGGAAGAUGGCGGGCGCGGAGAGUUCUAGUAUUUGGAAAUAG